Molecule: messenger RNA, 534 nt
Organism: Anopheles moucheti
Lineage: Eukaryota; Metazoa; Arthropoda; Insecta; Diptera; Culicidae
Exons: 2
Coding region: 1-534 (177 amino acids)
Source: RefSeq, a predicted model, not a curated record
AUGCCAAACUUCGGGCAGCAGGGUCAGGGUCCAGUGCAUAAAGCUGGUGACCAUGUUGCAAACUUCUUUCAUUCUACUUUCAUCCGAUCGCUGAAGUGUACGGACCCAUCACGCAUUAGAAUGAAGUCACUCGCAUUAUUAUGCACUCUGGUACUCUUUGCCAUCGCCAAGGAUGCCUUCGCUAUCGAACCAAUCGGGAAGAUGCGUCCCACCGAACGAUUGAUGGAUAAUCUCGACGUACUGCAGGAGGACAGCAAUUUCGACCCGCUCGCACCGGUUUCGGAACAUUCGGCGCUGUUCGAUAUUGCGAAACGCUUGGCGCAGAAGAAAGAGUCCAGUAUCGAGGGUCGUGAGGCUUACAGCGGUGGUUAUCAUCCGGGCGGUGAGCUGAACAAUCUGGACCGGCUCGAGUUGUACACGAAGCAGUUUUUGGAUCUUGCCGUUGAUGUAUCCUACUCGUCUGUUUAUCUGCUGAGCAACUACACACGAUUCGUACGCAAUGCCGACAACAAGUAUAUUAUCGUCUUUGAAUAA